UAACAGACCUGAGAUUCAGGCGGUGGGGUGAAUAUUUGUAUUAAUGUUUUUUCUAUUUAUCUAUUGACAUGAGCACGCAUAGGUCUACAUCCUAGCAAUGGGUUAGUAGUUAGGCUAUUGAAAAGCCUAAAGUAAAUAUUUAACAGCAUCAGGCAACUGUAUGAUAGAAUUUAGUUUUGUUGUACAAUUACUAUUUUAUUUUACAAAUAAAAUAAUCGUUGCAGAAUAACCUUAGGCUAGACUUUGCAACAUAUAUAUAUAGGCCUACAGAUAAAACAAAUAUAACAGUUGUAACUUUUUCAUAGGCUAUCGCUAUUAUUGUCGCUUUAAAUUGGUUGAAAGACAGUAAACGUGCGCGGAAACGUGAAACACAAAAUCGUGGUCUAAGUGUAAAGCGAGGCGCCGCUCAUGUAAGCUCCAACAGCUGGCUGGAAGUCCGUACUGAAUAGUUUUUUUUUUUUUUUUAUAUCCAUAACGCAUGUUUCCGCGAGUAUCGCCCGCCUGGAUUGUUCAUGGGCAGUUACGUUAUUGAGAGAGACGCCGGUUAAAAUGGAGAAUGUGUUGUCGAUCCUUUUUGAGAACUGCGUUUUGGGUGUAACUUUGCCCUUACACCGGUAGUCGAAUGCACCCACGUCGGGGCCUCGGGAAGAGACGUCUCAUGGCAGAGGGAUCGGUCUGCCCUGAAACUCGUACCACACAACUCUUCAGGAAACAUAAUACGAACCUGGAACAGCUGUGAAUUCACAUUUGACUAUAAGAUCUUUACGGAACACUCAUGGGAAUAUGACCUGGAGCGUGAAUUUACACGUAAACAAAUUCUAAAGUUAUAUAUUUUUUUCAGCGGAAAGCUAUCCCCUUGCUUCGCCGUGUUGCUACUUCGCUACAGUGAAGCCGUUCAAGUGCGACCACACCCUCUCCGUUUCCUGAUAGCACAGAAGAUGUAGCUGGAGCUCAAAAACGACUUUUAGUUUGGAAACACGACUUCUUCUGCCCGGGUGCCUUUUUAUGAUCUACUGUGAAAGUGAAAGACGAGUUGCUACGGGUUAUGGCCACAGUUCAAUAGGGAUAUGACUGCUAUGGGUAGCAAACCCACAAGGAUGCAGGAUAUGCUGGACUACGCGUUCACUCCCCGCGUUUUGCUAAAAGGGGCGCAUGGACAAUAGAUAUGCCGUUGGAAUCAAACCUGCCCAAGGAACUAGUUUCUGUGACGGGAUUGUGUAUGAAAAAGAAAAGGUUGAAAGUCUCUAGAGGGCCGUUACCGCGGGCUUGUUGCUCUUUUGAAGGCUUUUAUUUGGGAAGACUCAUGGAAUGAUGAUGCUGAAGUGGCGCACGCUCCAGAAGAGGUCGAACGGAACUGCCCCGGUGGUGCCCUUUUCAAAACAGGCACGAGCCUGUCUCCCAGCCAAGCUAGGGUGGUCAAACUUAUUAGAAUCAGAUCAGGUAACUAUUAGGUGAAGUUAUAUCCUGCCCCAAAGCGAGGAGGUGAUCUAGAGUUGUAUCGUUUAGUGAAGGUGUAACAUAAAACAAAGUCUUAAUAUGUGUACCUUGUAAACUCGAAUAUUGGAUGUAAUUACAAUUUUAGAGUAUAUCUAAGUUUUUUAUUUUUUAUUUUAAGUCUGCACUAAAGUAAGGCACAUUGUUGGCACCGCAGUGUGUGAUUUCCACCAGUACAGUACUUAAAACAGCAACCUGUGAAUGUACGAGGUAGCCAAGGGUUGAAUUCUGAAGGAAACAUUCAGGGCAUUUAAUUUAACUGUAAACAUGCAAACGAAUAUGUUAUGAACACUGAUACAUUUAAAGUUAUAUUUUGAAGGGAUUUUAACCAAGUCUAUUUUGAUAUUUGGUGUCACCUCUGUAUACAUGGUUGAAUGGUCACAGUUAGAAAUUAUUUCAACUCUGAACAUUCAUAGGUGAUUGAUUUAACACCUUGACACGGUCAUCACGAUUUUGAUCUCAUCAAAUAUUGACUUUGGAAAUGUCCUGUGCUUUUUCAGAAUAUGUUCUUGCUCAUUACAGUGGAUAUCACUUACUCUGAAGGACUUUAAGGAAGACUGUUUGGCCAGUUUCAACUCUUUAGACUUUGUAAAAGAGGUGCGGGGAUAUAUUUGAACGUAGUAUAAAAUGUCUUAGAUAUACAAUGGGGUGUUCGGCCACAUAGAUCAGUCUACAACCCAGACCCAGACAGGAGUAGCUACAGACCUGUAUUAUGGCUAGCAGUGGCUCUGGGAAGUCAGCUAGCGAAGGAUCCGUCAACAGCCCCAGCGGCAGCCUCCAGCAGAGGAGGAAGCUGUCCUCCAUCUGUGACACGUGCAAGGGCAAGGUGCAGCUGGUGGCUGACCUCCUCCUGCUCUCCAGCGAGACCCGGCCGGUGAUCACCUCCGAGGGCCUGUCGGUGGCCGAGACCUUCGAGCAGUGCCGGGACACUGUGAUCGCCCGGACCAAGGAGCUCUCCAUCCUCACCCACGACAUCCAGAGCCAGCUGAACAUGGGCCGUUUCACCGAGGUGGGCGACCGCCUGCUGGAGAUGGGGGACCUGGUGGUGUCCCUGACCGAGUGCUCCGCCCACGCCGCCUACCUGGCGGCGGUGGAGACUCCGGGCUCGCAGCCCUGCCUGGCCGGCCUGGUGGAGCGCUACAAGGUGACGCGCUGCCGGCACGAGGUGGAGCAGAGCUGCGGCACGCUCCGAGUCACGGCCCUGGCGGACCUCACCCCCCAGCUCCUCCUGGAGCUCUCCCAGAACAUCUCCAGGAACCUGAAGACCCUGACGGACGCCUCCAGCCUGGCCAGCGAGAGGACCAAGGACCGCUUCGCCAAGGAGCAGUUCAAGCUGAGCGUGAAGAGCAUGAGCACGAGUGGCACCGCCUUCCUGGCGUGCGUCCGAGAGGUGAAGACCCAGCCCAGCGAGCUGACUCGCAACCGCUGCGUCCUGUUCAGCGCCGCGCUGGUCCAGGCCGUCAACGCCCUGGUGGGCUUCGCCACGGAGCCCCAGUUCCUGGGCCGGGCCGCCACCAUCUCCCCCGAGGGGAAGGGGGUGCAGACGGCAGUGUUGGGGGGCGCCAUGAGCGUGGUGUCGGCCUGCGUUCUCCUCACCCAGGGUCUCCGGGACGUAUCCCAGCAUCCCGAGAGCAGCGCCAAGAUGGCGGACUACCGAGAGCGCUUGCGUAACUCGGCGUGCGCGGUGUCGGACGGAUGCACGCUGCUGUCCCAGGCGCUGAGGCAGCGCUCGUCCCCCCGGGCCCUGCCCCCCGUCAACUCCCAUCCUGUGAAUUAGUUUCCUCAACAGUUACCGCAUCAACCCGCAUGAAGUGAGAGACUCACUGGGUUUUGGCCUGUGCGUUCAGCAUGCCCAGGUUUAGACAGGGCCUGUUCAGUCUGUUCUGUGAAUGAGGAGAGCUUCGGGAGAUUCGCCGAGCUCAGAGACGAUCGCGUCGAGGUUUUGGCCGCGCUGGAUGCGUCUGGAACCUCAGAAGGAACUGACAGCCUGUACUCCAGCCCCACUCCUCGCUCACCUGCUCACCCUCUACUAAAACAACAACAACAGUGAUCUCAAAACCUGUAAAGUUUACCUCAGUUUUCCGCUAUGGUGAAAACGACAGACGUGACUAUGGAUGUAUCCUCAGUGUGUGAGCGUUGCCUAGGUGAUCUGUAGGAGUACAUGUGCUUAGUAAGAGUGGGAAGAGAGUAGCGAUGCUUGUGUUUCAUUGUGUGAAUUCUAAUUGGGUAAAAGCUGCUGUGAGUGUGUGCCUUUGGUUUUACACUAUUUACCAGACUUACCAUAGUAUUUGUAAUGUGUUUUGAUCAUGCAUGUAACGGAGUAUUUAUUUCAAAUAUUAAAAAAAUGUUGUUUCUCAUA
This is a messenger RNA of Osmerus eperlanus (European smelt), 3853 nucleotides long. It is a transcript of the gene tlnrd1, whose product is annotated as talin rod domain containing 1. Gene Ontology annotation, molecular function: actin binding. The record is from RefSeq and is a predicted model, not a curated record. NCBI's taxonomy places the organism in Eukaryota, Metazoa, Chordata, Actinopteri, Osmeriformes, Osmeridae. The transcript has a single exon. Bases 2207 to 3271 code for a protein of 354 amino acids.